ACAACGCCAUGGACGAUUGUAAUCCCACGUCCAUUUCUUUGAUGUGAUCUUUGUACUCACUCACUAUGUAGCUUCCCCACAUACACAAGAAUAGAGAUAGAUACCUAGUUUUUGACAUUCCACUUCACACACACACACACACAUAACUAGAGAAAUUUAUUUAUUUUUUUAAUAAAAUAAUAGAAAUUGUGGUCCUCAAGCAUCUCCACCUUUCCUCUCAAAAUUCCCAUAACCCCACCACCCAAUAUCUCCUCAUUUGAUCAAUACUACUACUAUUAAUUACUACUAUAUAUAUAUGUAUAUUUAUUUAACAUGAACAUCAUGAAUGAGAGCAAGCCCAUAAAGGGGGAGAUGAUGAAGAGAGACAGCGGCGACUCCGACGAUGAUGAGCUGGCACCCGAUGAGGAGAAGCGGAAGAGGAUCGCCGGCGCAAAGAAAGGCGGCGGUGACACCUCCAUGAAAAGCUGCCAGGCUGAGAAGUGCUCCGCUAAUCUCACCACCGCCAAGGCGUACCACCGCCGCCAUAAGGUCUGCGAGCACCACGCCAAGGCGCAGGUCGCUGUCGUUGCCGGAAUCCGCCAGCGCUUCUGCCAGCAAUGCAGCAGGUUCCACGAGCUCUCGGAAUUUGAUGACACGAAGAGAAGCUGCCGGAGGAGGUUGGCCGGCCACAACGAGAGGAGGAGGAAGAAUCCGGGCGAGGGUUCUCAGGCAGAAGGGUCCACUAGUGGCCGGAUCAAGGGCAGCGGAAGCACGACGGUGAAGGAGUUGGUGUGUGGGCAAGUGGAUGAUAGGGGAAGGAUUCAAAUGAGUGUCCAAGAAAAUUCAACCUACAAACAUUUCCAUGUCCGAUAAUUUAACCUAGCUCCCUCUCUUCUGUCAAUAUUUCUAAUCGACUAAUUAGUUACUAGGGAGUAUCAUGUAUUAUUGAGCUGAUCUCGAGCUUAAAUUAUUUAUUAUCAAUAAAUGAGGAUUAUUAAUAAUCUCAAGAUGUAUGUAGGAAUUA
Salvia splendens (bonfire salvia) is the source of this 1003-nucleotide messenger RNA. Its product is annotated as squamosa promoter-binding protein 1-like. Bases 313 to 852 code for a protein of 179 amino acids. Gene Ontology annotation, cellular component: nucleus. Lineage: Eukaryota; Viridiplantae; Streptophyta; Magnoliopsida; Lamiales; Lamiaceae. The transcript has 2 exons. The record is from RefSeq and is a predicted model, not a curated record. Gene Ontology annotation, molecular function: DNA binding.